Molecule: messenger RNA, 942 nt
Organism: Nematocida ausubeli
Lineage: Eukaryota; Fungi; Microsporidia
Exons: 1
Coding region: 1-942 (313 amino acids)
Molecular function (GO): protein binding
Source: RefSeq, a predicted model, not a curated record
AUGGUAGACAAAUACCUCUCCAGGAUAGAGAAUUAUCACAGUAUUCAGGGCCUUAAGAAACAAUCAGAGUGGGAGAUAGGCAGACAGGCAACUUCUAUCUGUUUGGCAGGGAGUACACUGUAUUCAGGCACUCGGGAUGGAGAUGUAUUUGUGUAUGAAGGGUCUAACUACAUCGAGAGAUUCUUUGUUGCGCCAUCCCGGAUAGUCAGCAUGGCAAGCACACCCCACGGAACAGACAAAAAAGGCAUAGUUAUUCUGCAUGAAGAUGGAACUAUUUCGCACGUGCAUGAAAGACAAGGGCAUGCAGGCAAGAUAGAUGGGUUCAUCAAUGGAGUUAUACACACAGAUAGGUCAUGGGUGGUCUCUAGCACAGACACGGGAGUAUGUGUUUUUGACUAUAAUAAACAGUCUCCUCAGUACGGGUGUGCAAAAAAGCAGAAAAUGCAAAUAUCAAGGACACAAGCCGUAGAGACAGAAAAAAAAGUAUUUGCAGUGCACCCAGAUGGAAACUGUGUGCUUAUGUGCGAUGGAACGGCUAGGCUAUUCGAUUUAAGAAGCAUGCGCGAAGAGAUGGAGAUAAGCAAUAUUAAGAAUAUAAAGGCAGCACUAUUUCACACCUCCCGGAUAGAAAUGAUUGUGUCUGAGGAGCGCACGAUUAAAACAAUUGACAUAAGAAAUGUUCGCAUGAUAAGAAAGAUAAAAACCAAGAAAACUGCUGCCUGCCUGCAUGAGUAUAAGGAUGGUCUUUUCUUCUCUGGCAUAGAUAUGUUUACGCGGGGCGUCUGUCCUGUUACAGGAAAGUCUCUCUUUGUUUUGGAGGCCUCUGCUCGGCUUAUUGCAUCAGAUGAAAAUCUGGCUCUUCUAAGUCCAGAAAAAGUGGUUACUAUUUAUGGUGAAGGCAUAAAAGACAGAACAAAGAAUGACCAUCAAGCUGAAUCAUAA